Molecule: messenger RNA, 2608 nt
Organism: Acanthaster planci (crown-of-thorns starfish)
Lineage: Eukaryota; Metazoa; Echinodermata; Asteroidea; Valvatida; Acanthasteridae
Product: mitochondrial import inner membrane translocase subunit Tim10-like
Biological process (GO): protein insertion into mitochondrial inner membrane
Cellular component (GO): mitochondrial inner membrane
Source: RefSeq, a predicted model, not a curated record
UGUCUAAAAGAGAACCAAACUAAGAUACUUAUUCGUGUCCGAUAUCGUGACUUUCCCAAUGCCAUAUAACACGUGAGAUUGUAAUUUGUAGCCUAGAGUAGUAGGUGUGUGAAUUUUUUAUAGGUCUUGAUAAAAUUGUCUUAAAAUUUUAGAAAAUGGCAGGUUUGAGUCAGCAACAACAAAUGCAGCUUUUGGCAGAGUUGGAAAUUGAAAUGAUGGCUGAUAUGUAUAACAGGAUGACCACUGCCUGCCAGAAGAAGUGUAUAGCCCCAUCCUAUGGAGAGGGUGAUCUUUCAAAGGGGGAGUCGGUCUGUUUAGAUCGCUGCGUGGCCAAGUACUUGGAGGUGCACGACAACCUGGGGAAGAAACUGACCGAGAAAUCCAUGCAGGACCAGCAACUGCAGCUGAUGCAGCAACAGCAACAAGCCGCCGAGAAGAAAAGCUAGUGGCGUCAGACGAGGAAUCAAACGUUUUGUUCUAAUUGUGAGGUACUUUUGUCUAGAAUUUUAUGACAGCUGGAGGUUUCUCAGCCAGCUGGGUACCACCGAAACUCUUUGGAGAGGAGUUGCUGAAAGAACUGCUUGAUUUCCAGCCCUGCUUGGCUGGGUGAACAAAUUUGCAUUUCAGCAGCAGUGUGAUUCACCGUACCAUCGCAAGAGAGACCACCAUUAUAUCCCUCAUCUUGAUUUUUUUUCUCCAGUUCGCACAAAUCUUUUGAGUAGAUGUUAACAAAUACAAUGGAUCUGGCUUGCAGUACUUGAAGAGCUGGUGCCUAUGUGGUGUUUCACAGUUCUUUUGAGUGUGAUCUCAGGGACCUAGACCUGACCAAGAUGGUAGCUGUUUGGCUUGAUCAAUAUGUCUCCAUUAUUCAAAGUUUAACAAUGGGAGUGUCACCAGGGUCGAGUGCAAGGCAAUCUUGGAGACCCUGGAAGGUUUCAGUGGACCUCCAUCCUUGUGACCAGAGAGAGUUCUGAAAGCCCAAGCAGUGCUGCAUGCUGUAGUUAAGAUGUCUCAAGAUUAUCACAAGACUAACACAAGACCAGCACAAGACCUCCAGUCUGAAUUCAAGUCACAAGGUAUUCAAAUGAACCGCAACAAAAGCAUUCCUUGGUCAUUGUGCAUUCUUUUGACUAUGACUGGUCUUGUGUCUGGUCUUGUGACGGUCUUAACCACAACACUAACCUUUGCCUUCCUAAAUCCUUCAAAAACCAGCAGCGAGAUUGAGAAGGGUUUAACAAAUGUGUGGCAUUGGAUUCUUGCAAUGGAGGAUGUAGUAAGCUUCACGGAGGUUUUUAGUUUGGCAAGGGAGUUAGGGUUGAGCCUAGCCACUGGCAGUAUCCAAUGCCUGGCUUUUCUUGAUGUCAAUUUUGUACACACUUCGGUAGAUCACAGCUGUCAUUACCGAAAACACUGUGCUUGAUUUGAUGUUCCAACUUCCCCCUCAAAAAAUGUGCAACAGGGUUAUUUGACAGGUUUGGAUUUCUGUUUAGUUCUCUCACAUUUACCAAGAGCAAAAUACCAUUUAUGGAAGUUUUAAAGGAGCUCCUUUACACUAAUUGGAAGUACUGGAACACAGGUGCCAAUACUAAAUUAGAUUUUUAAUUGUCAAAUUACUGUUUAAAGCACGAAAGACUUAGUUACAAUUAAACGCACAUUCCCAACAACUCUGCCACUGGUUAACAACAAAAGGUUUAAUUGCCUUUCAAGUGUAUUGUUCUUUGAUGUCUUUCCUUUCAGACCGAAAUGACAUACAGCACUGCUAGUUUUCAUUUGCUUUGCAAAUUCUUCCUGUCUGAUUUGGACAUCCGUUGCCUGGUCAGGGGCUACAUUAGUGGUUCCAGUAGGUUCUUUGCUCACAGUAUUAGCCUAAAGCCUGGUUUCCAUAUUGACGCAAGAAACGCAGAGAGCAACACAAUCAAGACGCAAACUGAAAUGUGGACAUAUGGAAACAUGUCAGAUGGAAGUAUCGCCGAUAACCCAGACACAACACAAACCAGCCCCGGACAGAUCGGUAAAGUUGAGCCCGGUUCAACUUUGCCACCUGCCUGCAUUGAGUCGCUGAGUAGGCCAAUACAAAUAUACACGCUGGCACUGUCUUGCCAGCUUAUUACCACUCAUUUUGUCCAUUUUCUCCUUCUUCCUAGCAUAUGCAGCCUUAGUCGUCAACAGAAUAGCUGACUAUAAACAAAUUACAUCAAACUGGAGUGUCACUUUGGCUUCAAGAGGCAACAUUGCCACCUAAAAAAGGCAUUUUUGUUGAAAAUUGUCUGAGUUUCGGACUCCAUUUUGUUUAAGUUUUUUGUCGGAAUGACGUCGCGCAGCGUCUCUUUCGCGACUGUCUGCGUCUUGACACCUUGUGGACCGUCUGUGUUACAAACGACCAUAUGGAAACCAGUCUUAACAUACAUGCACAUGCGUACAGAAUCCAUCUGAAUGGUCACAAAGGAGUCAAAUUAUACAGAGGAUAAACCACUUUGAUGAACUUUAGCAAGGAGUGAUUAGGUUUUGCACUGCAUGCUUUCAUUUAUUUAGUCAUAUUUUGAAGUAUGCUGAAAGUCUUUAAAUCUUAAGUUUCCAAUAAAUUACCAUUUAAGUUUUUUUACAAUGA